AUGACUCCGAGUCCUCGGUUUCCAGGCGGUUCGUCGCCGCUGCGACCGGCUAAAUCCGUUAUGUAUGUUCCCGUCGUAAAAGAUUCAGGAACAGAAGUGGCACAGCGCACAGGGAAAGAACCUAAAACCGCAUGGUCCUCAAAAGACGAUACAACGGCUAAAACACCACAUUCUGUGGUGCGAGCAUCACGGAGCGCUGCUGCAGCGGCAGAUAGCCCCUCGGGUUCGGGGGAGGGCCGGCGGCGGGACUCUGAGGGAACUAGGUAUUUUCUUCCGAGAGGCAAGAAACAUGUACAGCAGCAGAAAAAACGGAAACUCCGCCAGAAACGGCAGACUGGGAGGAGGCAGAACUCUCCUUCCCCCCCCGCAUCAGCCGCUGCCCAUGGUUCCUACGACAACGGGGGUUCCGUGUGCGAUUCUUUAGUUAAACGGCACGCCGAAGCGGUAACAGGCUCUGUAAAAGCGACGACAGUCUCUGGAGAAGCCAGACCUGCCUCCGGCCCCUCUUUGAAAAUCAGUUCAGAGCAGAGUGAAUCUUUCAGCAGUGUGUCACAGCGUGUCGCUCGCAGGCUAGGAAAUGCCUCCAGAAAAGAGGCGGCGUCGGCUGAGGUUCCUGUUGAAGGCCGUAGCCCGGAGGCAUGCGACCCGCCAGAGGAAAGCGUACUCCUCCCCUCUCUUUCGUCAAAACAUUUACGAGCAGAAAGACUGCACACAGCUGCAGUGAGGCGUGGAAUGGCAAGUCAUCGCAGGGCGUUCCGUGGGAGCCUUGGCACGCCCUCGCCCGAUGCAGCAGGAUCUUCGGAACGAAACGUUGCAAUCUCCGCCCCUGCCUGUACACCGGCGAUUGCGCGUGGCCCCCCCCUCGGGAGCGUGCUCCAUUUUGAAUCUACAAAUGCAGAAGAACCGUCUGCAUCCGCUGUCCGACGAGGGCAAAGACAAACCCAUGGAACGGCAACUUCAACGGCAUCUCAGGGCAAGCCGCUGCCUGCUGCCGCUGAGGCCGUGGUGCCCUCCACCCAUCUGAUAACGGCGCACACUGCCUCACCGACACACUUGACACCGAGUUCUUUUCUGUCAAACCACGAAAAAAAAAACUGGCGGCGCCAUUCUGUCUUGAAGUCAGCUUCUAAGAAACGAGAGGGUGGCCGUGUAUCUUUGGUGUGGAAGGCGGCAACAGUUCGUGCGGACGUUCCAGGCACAACGUCUCCACCCUCAGCAGCUAGUAACACCUCAUUCAAUAAGGGAAGACGGGGAACAUUAUCUAGCAGAACACCGAGCCUAGAAGCGCACCUGCGAAAAAGAGGUGUUUCGCUCUCUCCCCACACGCCCCCACCUUCGAGCGUAAUUCCACAGCGUCCCUGUUUUUCGGCAGUCACCUCCGACGCCGAGCCGCGAAACAGUCCGGCUCCUUCAGAUAGGCGUGGCCACUCCCAGAAUGACGCAGGACGUGGAGCCCUCGCAGAGGGUGUGGUUUCGGUAGGAGAAGAAAAUAGAGGAGCUCAUCAAAAUGCUUCACGAUGGACUGGAAGCUCCCCCCGCGGAAACGUAUUCAGUGCUCUGCCCGAAGGCACUUCCUUUUCGCGGGGCCAUCAGCCGAGGCCAAGCAAAAGCUCCCUCCCUGAAGCUCGGGUGAACAGUCAAGCACAAAAAGAUCUUCGUCCUGUGGAAGGAGCGUCAGCUCCAACAGAGUGUCUUUCUCAGGGGGGAAUCGGGGCAUCGGCACAUCAUGAGAAGGCUGGGCGGCUGCCAAACAUAGGUGGCGGUGAACGGCAAAGGCAAGACGCUUGUGGCGAGGCAGCAGCAGCUCUCGUAGGGACUACCGUAGUGGACGACGGCCCUAAACGAAGUGUAGAGAGAAAGGGCGUCUUUGGCAGCGGGAGCGAAGACGCACGACCGAGGUAUAGUUUUGCCGGAGCAAAUAGCAGCGUCCCGCGCAACGGUAGCUACCCCAUGGCCAAACAAGAUAGUCUAAGGAAAUAUGACUUUGCUGUGAGUCAGCGGCUGCGGCAAGGCAGGAAGGCUUUGAGCCUGUUGUCCUCUUUAAUCGACCAUGAGUCAUCUUUGGCAGCUUCUGGAGAUGUAGAGACCUGCCAACCUGCAGUAACCAGGGGACUGCAAGCCAUGGAAACUGGAAGCCCUCCCAAAGCGCGGAAUGUGCGUCGCACCACUCAAGUCCCAUCAGACUCUUGUCUUGCACCAAGCAGUACCAUCUGCUUAUCUGGUUCCUACCCCGUUACUCAACGAGUUCCCCCUAGCACGCUGAGAAUAGGUUCCAGCACGCUUGCUCGCCCAUCUCCUCCACGGGCAAAGGGUUUAGGUUCAAAACGGUUAACACCCGUGACAGGGGUACGCAAUAGUACGCAUUUUGCAUGGCAUGAAGUGUCUACAAAGCCAAGCUUUCCAUCUGCAUACACCAGCGAAAAGCCAAACCAAAACCUUUCUGGCACGGAGCAUGAACGCGUCGCUUCUGCGUGCCUGCUCCAGACCGGAACCCUGGCGCCGGCAGUGGGUACCCUACUCGAGACACCGAAACCUGUAGUUGGUCAUCCAGGUCAGCCCUCCGAGCAAAAACUUCGAAAUCAACAUAUCACAACGCCCACGGCAGGCGCCAGAAGGAAACAGACUGUUCCGCCGCUCACUGUGCGGUCUCCUGCUCUCGUCCUAGACGCCCACGGUCCCGGGGCGGUGUAUCAAGACUCAACAGCUUCCGUUCCACAGUUCACGGAAGACAACCGAAAUAGAGGAAAUCUUGGAGAGAAGGAUCUGACCAACAGAUUUCAAGAGCUUCCGAAGAGACACGAAGGGCAUCAAAUGGUAGCUGGAGAAAGCGAAAGUGUUCAGUCUUCGUUGGAAGGAAACUGCUUUCCUUUGUCUGGCUGUUCAUUGCGUGCGCCUCUGUCUGUACACCAGGAGCAACAAAAAACGCUGCGAGAGCUGGGCGACACUGUGUCUGGCGAAGGCUGCGCCGCCUGUCGGAAACCGCAGUCUUGUUCCUGCGUUCGAUGUAUUGCUGCCAAUGCCGUUGUACAGCUUGCAGCGAACGCUCCUUCCCAGUUUCUUGCAUCGCUUCUUUCCUCUCCCACGGGUUCCUCUCUUCUGCCAUCUUCUCCUUCCGAAGGCUCUUCUAGUAACACUGUCAGCUGUCGUAACGCGUCUCCGACCGGGAAUUCGAGGUCUUCCAAAGCUCACACACAGACAUCUCCGCAUAGACUCCCUUCCCCAGCGGCGGCAGAAAGGCCACCCUCGCCGACCGAUGCCGGCUCGGCGGCGUCUGCAAGUCUCCUUCCAACUCGUCCUCUUGUGCAGAAAACUGCCUCCUUCUCAUCAAGUACCUCUCCUUGUGUGCCUCUUCUGAGCCCCGUCAAAGCCGGUGGCGACAAGCAGGAUUUUACCCUGGGCCGCUCACAUAAUGGCACACAAGAGCGAUCACAGAGUGAACAACCACAGCAUCUCGUUUUCAGUCAGUCGUGCACGGGAACGCCCUCGCCUCAAGGGAUCGCCUCUGAAGAUUCUUUCACUUCAGAAGUGACUGCCACUCGCUCACGGCAAGACCAGGAUUCUUCGUCAAUGCAAACCGCAGAAGCGAGCGUAGGGAGUGUGACUGCAUCGAAGCAUGCUCCUGCCGUUUGUGUCGAAGCGCCUCCAGCAGCAGAUCUGGGAGAUACUGACGUGGCGGACCGGGGCCCCCUGGGGGUAUGCCUCUGGCUGAAGAGAGACACGGCCGUCGAGGGACUCCUGGCGGCCGCCCCAGAUGUGCCGCUGCAGUCUCCUCCGCCGUCACCAUGUCUGCACAAAACAGUCUCCCGAACCAAACGGGAGCCGAGGGAUCUCACAGGGGGCCAUUCGUUGACGUCUGAAGAAUCAGCUGGUCUGCCGAGGAAAUGUUCGUCCGCUCUUUCCACGCCUGCAGUUCCUUCUGCCAUCUGCGUGCCUGGCUCAGUCCCUAGCCUCAAUACUCAGUGCAUCCGUGAGGACUCGCUGUCGGCAAAAGCCGACAGAGCAAGCCAGCCGCAGGCGGCAAGCAGAGAUAGCGGGCCCUCGGAAACUCAGAGCGUCUGCCGCCAGGCAGAUACACCCCCCGCGGGCAGCCGGGAGUCCUCGGGGGAGAGAGAGACGGGCAGUUCUGUCAAAACAGCAAGCGAAGCACUGGAAGAGAGCAGCAUGUCCCGUGUAGCGACAAGGGCUGCGACGUUUUUUGAAAGAUUGCUUUCCCUUCUCCGUCAGCAAACACACGAGGAGCCUGCACAGGCCGUGAACCAGGCUCCCGCUCCUGCCCCAGGUGGAGAAGCUGGCACACACUCACCUGGUCUUGAGGAUCGGAUUGACGAUGAAACGCCUAAGCCAGGAAAGCGAAGCGGAGAGCUGAAAGAGGAUAUAGACGAGACAAGCGCAAGAGGGACAGAUGAGCUCGGGCGCUCACGCGACCGUCAGGAACCUGGCGACAAGACUCAAAGGGGGGCAAGCCCGGUACAGGGGGGCCGAAUGCGUGGCAAGCGGGACGAAAACGCUUUCAAAAAUGAGGGUGGGAAGGGUGAUCUCAUAAAGGGUGGCGGAGUAUACGAAGAUGAUAGUUCUGAGCCGCAUGUGCGAGGCCAAGACCAAGGCGCUGUAUCCCCUGAUACAGCCGGCCGCUGCGUGGCAGACGACGGAGUCCUUAUCGAAAGUUUCCAUCCUUUUCCGCGCCGCGGAGAGCAUGCAGAGCAGGAUAAACCGGUCGUCGCAGGCAGUACUGUUGCAGAGUGCACCACGCCCAGAAAUGAGGCUACUGGAUUUCAAUGCCAGCGCACACGAGAGGAGGGGCAAGAAGUUUUUUCGAACAGGGUCAUAUGUUCGGGAAGCCAGCAAAACAGAACCUCCGUUAUCGGCGAAGGCAUCCAAGCGGAAGAAGAAAUAAAAACUGCUGCUACAGACGUGCAUGCAGAGGCGGGAGAUUUGCAUCCCCGUUCGCCUGCUUCCGCUUCGCCUUCUCUUGUGGAUCCCUCCGCACAAGCCGCGGCGCUCGCCUCUCAAGGUGCGGAGAGCGGCGCAGGCGAGGAAUUACAGAGAGGUCUCGACGAGGCGGAACACGGGGGGGACGCUUGGAAGAAGGCCGAUGUCAUGCCGGCAUCACCGCGCCUCCCUUCUUACGAGCUUGAAGGUCUGGAAAAGACGGAGGCCAGCCGAGCCCAUCCGAGAGAGCACUCUCUGGUGGAGCAAGCGCCUGCCGUGGUGAGAGUCAACAGCGGCCUGCUGAAGGGAAGAGGAGAGGGACAGGGGGAGGCAUUCUCUCCCGAGGAACCGGGGAGGGGCCCUUGCGCAUCGUACUCCUCGUCCGAGGCUCUCAGCUUUCCUGCACGCGCUGCCGCUCCAUCCUUGAGGGCGCAUGCGGGCAAAGGAGAAGACAGCGAGGGGCAGGAAAACUCGCGUUCCUCUCUUUCGCGCGCAGCCAUCCAAGUCAUGCCUGCCCGUUCACAGAGACAGGAGGUGCCAAACCAGGGGACAGGGCUACAGAUACAGGGAUCUAGCCGUCGCUCCCACAGCCCAGCAGGGCGCUGUGCCCCUCUUCAGGGCUUUGCACAGAAAUCAGGGGCAGCACGGCAACCGAAGCAACAGCAAACCUCUGUCUCGCUGGAAACAGUCAACGCGGCGGAGCUUCCGAGAUCCACCGCGGAUGGCAUAGCGGACGAACGCCAAGCCAGGCCGGUUCACAGUCCCGCUGGUGGUGCCUGUCGCCCGCAGACCUCUUCAGCUGCUUCGCGCCCUGUCUCUCAUUUGCAGGGCCCCAGCGGUGAAGGAGCGACUCCCGCCUUCGCAGAGAGUGGCGCUCGAAGCAGGGAAACUCCUGAAUGCUCACAGACGCGCAACGCAGAGCUCUGCCAGGCGGAUACUGGAGAAGGUGUGUCAGGGGAGCGUCCCCCUUUGCCAAACUCUGCCGUUGUCUCGGGGCCUCUGUCUCCCUCUAGGCGGAACCGUGCCUCGUUCCACAGUGAAGGAACUCCAGGCCAUACAGCUGAGGCGCCGAUGAGUAGAAAGAGCAGCGCCAAUUUGAGCUGUGAUGAAGGCGGUCUUUACGCCAGCGGGGGUAGGGUUCAGUCCCCCCGGUCACCUGCCUCGGCCGCGACGACGGAGACAAGGGGUGUCGGGAGAACCCACUCUUCAUGGAGGAGCGAGUUUCAGCGUGGCACAGCUGAGGGGGCGGUGGAGGGGCACUUGGAAGCGCACAGGCAGGGCGACUCCCGCCCGCGCGGCCGAGAGCACAAGACCCAAGGCACCUCCACAGAGCCAGACGCCGCCCGGCAAGCUCUCACCGAUGUCCUGCAGCGUCUGCUAGCCACUAGUGCUGCUCAUCUGUCUUCGCCUGCGGCCUCGCUCAUUCCCGAAGGACUCCAAAACCGUCCUGCAUCGUAUGCAUCCUCUUCGGUCUCGUCUCUUUCUUUGUCUCCUCGGCCGGCUUUGUCAACUGCGCCUGCGGCUCUGCCUCCCGCCUCUCUGCCGCGCUCGGCUUCAGAAUCUCAAUGCAGCAGACUUGCGAGCGGCGGGGCGCAUGCGGAAACCCCCUCGGAGUACUCGAUGCAUCUGUCUCCGGGCCCCGGAAGCCUGUCCAAGUUCGUUUCGCACACUGACGCGUCUCUGUCGACUCUCGCUUCUUUUGUUCCCGCUUCUGCCUCGUCGUCAGCCGUCGCCACAGGUUCGUCGUCUCGCGGCCAGGCUCCGCAGGCUCAGCAGGCUCAGCAGCACGACUUUCAGCGGCGCUUGCGCCAUCAGCUCCAGCAGCUGAAGGAGCCUUGGCUCGCGGCAGGAAAUAACAACUCUGAGGAGAAAGGGCGGCUCUCUUUUUCGCCGCUGGAGCGACUUCUGGCCGGACAUGGAAAGCCCUCGCUCAAAGACCAGGUUCUCAAACCCGAUGCGCGCCGCCAGGCAGACACUUUUCAGACCGCUGACGGCGGAGCAGGGGGCGACGACAACACGCGGCGUACACGAGCGACUAAGAAAGAGCCGCCCGACGCCGGAAUGGAGAAAAAGCAAUCCCUCGUCGACGUUGUGUGCCGCGAACUCAAGCGCCUGCGGCGCCAGCUCGUUGAGUACCGGAACCUCCAACAGAAGCAGGCCGAAGCGGCUCUUCAGCGGGGCGGGAGGCGCCGGCGAGAAGGCGAAGGCGCUGAGAUCGCUGAGGCGGGGCUCGAGGCUCCCGCGCAGACACAAGGGGAGAGUGUGAGAAGAAGAACGAAGUCGCCCACGGCCUCGACCGCAAGGGACAGAGACCCAGAGCAGAGACGGAGAGAGCAGCAAAGCCUUGGGGGUCUUCCGACGCCUCCGCCACCAGAAGCGGGCCCUGGCGUUUCGCGACAGACAGCAGCGACAGCGGCCACGGAGCUUGGACUUCUCCGUCUGCUUGCCGCAUCGGCUGCCGCGGCAGCGAGAGGCGACGGAGGAGCCGGCUCAGCUUCACUGUCGGCUCUGCAGUCGGUGCUGCUUUCUCAGAAGCUGAAAAGCAAAGACCACCGGCACAGAGGUGUGGACGCUUUGGGUGGAGACUUCCGCUACCUCGGGGGAAGUCGUGCAAGCGAGCGGACAGGGAAUGGAGAAGAAAGAGAGCCUUUUCAAGGAAGCAGGGAAGUGUUAGCACGGGGUGAAAGGCCUUUUGCCUUGCCUGCGGCACAUCGUGUGGACCAAGGCAGCGGAGCAGGAGCGCGAUGCUUAUGCAACAGUGUAGACAAGACGAAUGAAGAAGACGCCUCAGGAGAAACGGGCGAAAUCGCCGGCUCCUCCUCUGCCUCCUCGUCGACGGUGUCUAGGUCACAAUCCACUGUGUCAUCCGCGUCUGGAGGGGUCGCCCUUACGGAGCACCAACGCCAGCAGCUGAGACUGCUGAAGCGGCUUCACAACCUUCACCAGGUAGACGUUGAGCGAAGCAGAAGUGAAAGCAUGAGACGGAAGGAGAGCAAGAGCCACGAAACCUCAAACUCGUGGGGGAGCAAGGCGGGCGCCGGCGCGACAGGUGCCCUGGAGCACAGCAGGUACGCAGGUGGAGCGGGGGCUUAUUCCUCUUCGCCCGCUGCAGACAGACCUUCCCGCAGUGGCCAGUACACGAGAGAAGAUGGAACGGGAAGCGGCUUGUCUGCCACGUUUCCUGUGAAGCCCCUCAAGAAACACGAGAGCUGCACCAGCGCCAGCUCCUCUGGCCCUGCCUCUGGGACGCGACAAUCUGUUCUCCAGCGGCAGCAAUCUUCUCCCCCUUACGCGUCUUCUUACGCUCUCCAUCCGGCUCGAGGGUCUUCCCGGCCUGGGGAGCCCAACGCGUCUGUCUUUGCCCCCGUAUCGAGGGCGAACUCCGGUUCCGCUCUCCUGUCUAUUCUGGCCUCUUCCCCCGCCUUCCGACACCAGAACGCCUGCAAUGUGUCCGGGGCCGGUGGUGCAGGACUGGAGGCCAGAGGGACGGGCAGGCGAGGAGCCUCUAUGUCUGAGCUGCAGGCGGGUUUUGACCCGGCAGCUGCCCCGGCAGCUGCCCCGGCAGCUGCCCCGUUUCAGGCUCUCGCAGACUACUGUCUCGGCCGAAAGCUCCUCAAUUCUUCGCCAUCAUCUGAGCCUGUCGCUUCCACAGCGCAUGCGUCGCCGUUUCUUCAGAAGUUGACGUCGCUUUCGCGCCUGUCUCCUUCGCCCCUGGGCAGACAGAAGGGCCCGCCUGUCUGCCGCACGGCGUCUGCUGGCGCUGUGCCGCUCGCUCUGCCGCCUUGCUCCGUCGCUGCGAAGCUGAGCGCCCCCAUUCGGGGUGGCAAGAAAAGCGGAGAAACGUUUGGUCCCGGGGAGGGGGGACGAGAGAAAGACAUGCCUUUCCAACUUUCGCAGGGCCAAAGAAGGAAUCUAGGUGAGCGAGGAGGACGGGGAGACAGUGGCGCGUUUCGGUCACGGCAGCCAGUUCCAGCGCGGCCGUUGCAUCGCUUCUCAGACGUCCUGAUGCACCACCACGCCAGUUCCAGUUCAGAUCUUCCAGCUGCUCCAUCAGGCGGAAACAGACCCGGAGACGAGGGAGGAGACCCUGUCUUUCUCUCCGAGGAGGACACAAGAGCCCGGCCGCGGCACAUCCACCGUGAGUGCUUCGAAGGAGCCGAACCAACCCGUCAUCGACUGGGUCAGCAGGGCUUUGCGCUGUCAUUGCCCUCGUAUUCUGCUGCUGCUCAACGUGUCGACAGUUUGGACAACGCCCUUGUAUCUAGCCGACGACCCCCCACGCUCCGGGCGCUGUCGGCCCUCGCAGGCGGCCCCGGGGGGACGCGGCCAGAGGCCGGUCCUCGAAAGUCGCUGGAGACGCCGAAUGGGAGCUUUGUCCGCAGUUUCGCUUCGAAGGAAGGCGGCGAGGGCGGCAGAAACGCUGUGUUGCCGCUCGGGCGAGUUCCUCUCUUUAGAGCCGUCGAUCCAUUCUCCAUGCCCUCUCUACCAUCGCAGAUCGGGGAGCCACAAAGAGACCUGCAAGAGGGGUUCCGCAGGAGACCCUCCGACGGUUUGCGAGAUGGAGGCGAGGACAUGGGCGCGCAGUUCGCUGGGCCUCACCAUCCCCCGCUGAGGUUUCGCGGAGGGGACUACAGGCUGUACGACGACCCCAGACAGGCGGACAUGCGCAAGCCGCCAUUUCUUCCUGACCGCGCGCAGCGGGCGUUUCAGCUGGCGCAAGGUCAAAUAGCUCUCCAGCACAGCAUGGCGGGCGCCUGCCUUCACCCCCUGCAAUACCAGCCUGCGACGGGGCCCCGCGAGGAGAACUCUCUCAGCCUCGCCGUCUACCGGUCUUCGUCCCACAGCUUCUCUCUGCCGAGGAGGGAGGAGUACCUCAGGACGCAGAGCCUGGACAGUACCUCCUUUGGACAGGCGCAUCCCACGUGGACUCAUGGGAACCAGAGCUUGGAAGACCGCGAAGAAGGCGAUGGAGGACAGGAUGAGGAAGACGAAGAGGAUGCGCUGCGGACGGCGAGACGGCCGGUGCACGCGCUGCUGCCUGAGCCGCUCCAGGCCCUCGAGCCUGUCAGCGUCCGCCUGGGCGUUUACACAAUCGCAAAAGAAGGGGAGCCGAGCACUGAGGAUGACUGUAAGGGUCAAUUGAAGGAAGUCCACACGUUUCUUCUUCUGGAUAUUUCCCUGUGCGUGGUGGCGCCGCGGUUCUUCAGUCCAGCGCUCAGUGUGUCAUGCGCCCCCGGCUCCAGCCCGCUGGUGUCGGAGCUGCUUCUCGGCGCUGAAGAGGACUCAAAGAGACUCCUGACUCUGUCUGGGGCGCUGCCUGCUGCCUACAACACGUUGGCGUCGUUGGGCCUUCGCGAGAUGGCGGGGGUCGCGAGCUGUCCCCUCCCCUCCUCCCCACAGAUGCACGGUGGAGUGGCAGGCGCUGGAGACCCGGCCGCCCCGCAGGAGGCCGAGGAGAGAGACAGAGCCCCCUUCCUUCCCUCUGCAUGGUGGUCGUACCCUGGCUAUCUGCAUGGCCACGGGGUGAACAGCCUACCGCUGCACUCUUCUGAUUUCCUCACGAGUCUUGCUCCGGGUACCCCGGAGCAGAGUGCUGGAGGUUUGGUGUCUUUCUUCUGCGCCCCGGGGGACCAUCUCUUGCCGCCGUCUGCGGGGCAUGUGUCUCUGUUCCCGUCCUGUGAGAGCCUCGGCCCGGCCGCCUCCAUGCCGCUGGCGGUUCCCGGCGUGUCGCCCUUGCGCACAUGCGGAGGCAGCAGUGGAGCCUCGGGUGGUUUCCGCGACGCCGCCUCAGUGGCGCAGCUCCAGCCCUCCCACAUGCUGUCCCCUCCAGGGGAGGGAGGGCUGACAGAGCAGCAGUUGCUUCUUCUGCAGCACCACCAGCAGCCCUUUGCGUCCAUGCACCUUCGCCACGGCGGCGGACUGUUUACGGCCUCGCAGCUCUUCGCCCCUGACCCCGCGGCCGACCCGUCCUCCCUGGCGCCGCAUCUCCACUCCCGCACGCACAGCCUUCCGCCUUCGUCCCUCCUCCACUCCCACCACUUUGUCGGGCACUCCGCAUUUGGCGCCGGCGGAGGCCCCGCCGCCGCGUUCGGUCUGGGCGGCGGAGACCAGGGGUUCGCGCUCUCGGGGCCGACGCAUCCGUUCCUCUCUCCUGCGUCGCACUUAUCCCCUUCCCAUGCCAUCCACUCUGCCUUGAGCUCGUGGCGCGCCAUGAGCGCCUCACACGCUCUGUCGCAGGCGCCGCUGCACGCCGCGCACGCGAUCCCCCCCCUCGGCCCGGGCAGCCAUCAGGGUUCGCCGACGCCGGGGCAGCCUAGCCAGAACCGCAGCGGCGCCUCCCCUGUGGUGGCAGCCACAGCUGCGGUGGCGGCCUCGUUUUUGACCAGCUCAACCGCCAGCCAGCGCGAGGAGAUCCGGCUCCAGCAGAGGCUGCAGGAGGACUCGUGUCAGGCAGCGCGAUUUGGACUAGCCACGCAUGCGCCUCAGAGAACGCAGCCCAGCCAGGAACGAACCAGAGAUCACGACGCCAGCCCCGGGGAAGCGGACAGCUCGGGGAGUAGUGGGGGGACGCUGGUAAGGCGGCGUGACAGUUCAGAGGCAGCGUCGUGGCACGGAGGCGGCGGAGGGCAGCCGGCAGGCUUUGACUCGCGUCCGGGCAACGCAGCUCUUGCCGACGCGCAGCACAUCUCAAGCCGACCCGCGCUGGCUCACACGGGAGAGAGGAACGGCCAAAAGCAGCCGAGCGCCACGGUUUCAAAUCAGAUCUUCUCGGAUUUCUUGCCUCAGCUCGCUUCAUCUGGUUCUUCAUCAUCGGUUACGCCUUCUGCUCAAGCAGGCGUACGUGGCAUCGCCGGCAGCCCGCGAGCUGAAAAUGGACGAGCUAGCGGCGACUACUGCCCUCCCAACGCUUCUCCCCAGGCGCCGCCUGACACCGAUGCUUCCAUUUCGGCAGCGCCUUUUUCGCCUUCUGUAUCGCCCUCAACAGCCUGUCUGCGCGGGCCGGCUCGCCACUCAGGAGGCUUGGCGGCCUUCACCACGUCUCCGCCAGGCUCAGGGACAGCGCGCGCAGACUGUCGGCUUUCUGUUUGCUCCGCGGAGUCGACUGCGCACAGCCCUGGGGUCUUUCCGUACGCCGGGGCCUUGCCGCCACCUCACCACGGGCAGGCGCCUGAAACCCGCACGUCUACUUCCACCGGCUUUCAUGACAUGCCACCGUACCCGCUUCACAGCCCUUUUACCUCCGCAGGAGCGUUCAAAGGAGAACGCAGAGAGCCUUCGCUGGCUUCUGCUGCAUGCUCAGCUGGCGGCUACGCGGGCUCCGAGCAACACUUCAAAGAGACAUCCGAAACAUUAGGCACAGCUGCCGCAGCUGCGGCCGACAUGGUGGUUGCCUGUAACUCUUGCCUGCGGUGUAUAGACGCUGCGUCCAAGACAAUUGUCUACCUGGAUACGCAGCACCUCCAGCUCUACUCAAAGCCGCCGCCCGCUUUCUACUUGCAGCAGGAGAUCUUGGCGGCCGUGAUGCGGAAAGCCCUGCAGGCUUUCGUCGCCCAGUACGAGGCCAAACUGCAGCUGAAAAUGCAAGUUCGGAUUAGGCGGCGCCGCCAGCGCCACCAGAUGCGGAUGUUGCUCAGUCUGCAGGCCAAGGCGAUGCAGUCGAGACAGAAAGACGGCGUUGGCGGGCGCGAGCCAGAAGAGUCAAGAGGGACAAGCCGGUCAGACCGAACGCUGCCAACCAACAUCUUCGACAGAGCGCAAAUCGACCCCGAGGCGGAAGCAGCCGAGGCAGAUGCCACAGCUGCUGAAGGGAACGAGCCGGAACCAGAGAGAGAGCGAAAAGCCCAGCACUGCGGCGAGGGCACUGAGCAGGACAUCCCGCAGAAAGCUCAGCUGGAAGCGCGCAGGCCGGGGAGAAAAACCGCCAGACAAGGGCGCGAAGCGGAGGGGCGUGAAAGAGAGGGCAAUGCGGAAGCGGAGUAUAGCAGGGGGGACCAGAAGAGCAGCGGGGUAACUGGAGGAACGCAGGGAGAAGCAGACACGCAGCCCACUCGCUGGAUGGGAGAAAAAACUCCAUGGCUGGCUGAGGUGCUGGCGCAGCAGAUGGAAGACGCCAUGGAGAGCAAACAGCUCGACAGGAAGGAGAGUGAAGCGGCGGCAGCCGAGGAAGAGGUGAGACGCCCUCACGGCUGGGCCGCUGUUGAGUUCAAACGAAACAAGGGCGGGGCGCAAGUGAAUGCCUCGAGCACGGGGUUCUUUUCUGCCUUCCAGGCACCGCCAUCCGUCGCAGUGUCGCCUUCUAAGGCUGCGUCUGCCUCGUCGCCGGCCUGUGGAGAGACGGUGGCGCUCGCUGACUCAUCCGCGAGUCAUCUGCCCUCCUUGCUCAAACCUGCCCCAGCAGGCGUCAGCCACAAAGCAGGCUCCGGACAUUUAGAGGCUUGCUUCAAACGUGCAGGUGGAUUGGCGGCCGAGGGGGAAACGGGAAGAGAGGGAGACGCGGCGAAGGCGGAGAUCCCGACUCCGCCGGACGCCCGUGCUCAGCAGACUUCCGAGGAGGCCUGGCAGCGCGAGGGCUGCCGCCCUGAAGAACACUGGGGACUGGAGGAAGCAGCAGCCCUGCUCCAACAGGAAGCAGGUUCCAUCAGCUCGCUCUGGCCGGACGCGUCUUGCGCCUACGCGGACUAUCUCAUCGGCUGGCCUGAUACAGAGACGCCGUCGUUCUGCAGACACGCGGGGCAGAUCAGAUGCGAGGAGGGCGAAAGCGGCCUGACGGAGACUCACUUGCUUCGGCUCCUCCGAACCGAGACAACGAAGGGCGACCUGUUGAGGGCUCAGCUGGAAGGUGCGGAAGGCGAGCUGCUGAGACAGUGGGCAGCAGAGGAGCGAGAGCAGGGCGCGAGGUGGAAGGCCCGCAGCGUAUCGCCUCCGCCGCUCUCUCGGAAAGCGCUUUCUUUUCCGUGCCUUGCCUCGCCACAGGUGAAUCCACGUCACGCCUCACAUCGGCCUCUUCCUACUGUUCCCGCUGCCGGGGAGCGUCCCGGUCUGCUGAACAACGUUGCCAAGCUGGCUGCUCCCUCUGCAUGCCCCCCGUCUUUUCCCCGCGAGCAAGCCGACGAACCCAAGCCCUCAGAUACCAGUGAGCAGGCGAAACACAAUCUCCCCGUUCUGUUGGCGGCUUCCUGCACGACAUCCGGGGCAGCGAAACACGUGAGAGCCGUUCCCGACGAGGCUCCGCUUGCCAGCUCGACUGAGGAAAGCCCGUCCGAAGGGGCCCCCGAGCUCCACGCGUUGUGGGUUCAAGUCUCCAAGCAGCAGCAAGAAGUCCAGGAACAAAUCGAGACGCAGCAAGAACGCCUUCUGGCUUGGUGCACAGACACAGAGUGCCGGGUGAGAGCGAAACAGAUCGAGGAAGCGAUGCAUGUCCUCUCCCUAACCCGUGAAGAAGCCGUGAGUCUCCUGCACCACACAGACCAAGGCCUCGCUCUCUAUGAGGCAUUUUGCUCUCAGGCGCGAGCCUUGCACCGGCCGGGAACAGAUGGCCAGUUCGGCUGGGCCCUAGGCGAGAGCCUUGAACAAGCGAAGGAAGAAGAAGCAGGAACUGGCGCCAGCGGAAGACAAGCGUCGUCAGCAAACGCCGAUGCAAACAGUGCAGCCGCAACGACCGGCGGCGGACGCGAACAAGCAGAUGCAGGCAGACUCGAAGGAGGCGCAGCGGAGGACAGGCGGAAGAUGGAGGAACUUGUGGGAGCGCCAAACGAAAGGACUGAAAACACUAGCAAAGGCGACUCAAAGCAGGGUGGUGAAGAAGCCGAGCAGCGCGACGACUCCCGCGAGGAGGUGACCGGGGACCUGUCCUCCUGCUAUCGCUUAACGGAAACUUCCUGCCUUCUCAAGCCGUCGCGACAGCUGGAAGGAAGUCCAAACAGCAAAGCGCGCCUCGACGAGGCUACGCUGCGCUCCACGAAUCUCGGCAUGUCUGGCUCCACAGACGAUGACAGCCUCGAUACAAGCACCUCACACCGCCUUCCCGGGUCCAUCAGCGAACAGGGAGAACGGCAGGCAGCUCCGGAAGAAGUCACGGCAUGGCUGCAAGCCUGGGCGCAAACCUGGCAGAGUCACUGGGAACGAAUGGCGCCCUCGAGUGGCGGCGUUCCCACAGCGUCUUCUCAGACGCGAUCCAGUUCGCUGGGAGGUUGCGGCGGGCUCCUGAAUGCCAAAGAAGAACGCAAGGAGCUCCUCCAGAGUCAGGGCCGGGAGAAAGGGAACAACGCUGCCUCACAGGACGCCGGCCGCGGCGUCUGGCUGGGGGGCCCGGGGGGCUACGAGGAAGGCCAUCCCCCCCGGAGUGGCGACAGGGAAGACGCCAGCAAGCCCGCCACAGUGGAGGAAUGCAGAACGACGGAGCAAGCCAGGAUUGGCGCAGCAGGACGAGACGGCGGACCCGAUCUCUUACAGGAGGCAGCGGGUGAAUCCCCGUCUUCGUCAGUGGCGUCACAGUCCGGUACUUGCCGGUAUCCUGCGGCGCGCGGCACUCCGCCAGGGACUUCUUCGUCUCGCUCCUUAGACUCGAGAGAGUGGGAAGAAGAAAGGGAGGAACAGCUGCGGCGCGUCAGCGACGAUGACCGCUGGCUGGAGGAGGCGGACGACGCCAGUCCGGCGCUCUGGUGGCUGGUUCCAAAGGGCGCGUGCUGCUGGCGCUGCGGCGGCGCCCAGAGAGAAAUGGCGCUGUCCUGUCUGGGCGACGUGGUGCCCCUCUCUCGCGCGCUCCGCGUGGCUGCUCGAAGGCGUGCAGAAGCCGCUGAGGCCGCAGCUGAAGUGGCAGCUGAGGCGGCAGCCAAGGCCACCGUCUCUCUCUUUCCGGUUCUGGCGGCGGACAGCCUGCCCAGUCCGCGGCCGCCGAAUGCGUGGGGGCAGGAGCAUGGCGUGGGCGAAUGCCACCGCAUCUUGGAGCCCUUCCACGCAGAGGUUGGCAUGGCAUGCGCCCCAAGUGGAGGAAGGCCAAGAUGCGUCGGGAGUGUCCAUGCGGCGGACGAGACCGGAGACCGCGCGACGGAAUCCAGCGGGAGGCAAAGGCACGGGCGGUCCCCUCGCGAGGAAACUGUCUCGAUCCACCAAAUCAGGACGCGGGGACAGGCUCUAGGCUUCGGCGAGGAGGGUGCUCGGGGAGUGUGCGAUGCGGAGACAGCAAGGAUCUUGGGGCGAUACCACGUGAGGGAGUCUACGACUCGUGGCGUGGACUCCGCGUUUCCUGGUUCCGGUGUGCCAGCUCCAUAUUCUCUCGGACAGGCAGCUGAUCGUUGUGGAGGUCAUUCAGCGUCUGACGUUGAGAAGGACGGCGGGGGGCUCCAGCUAGAGCCACCGACGCGGGAAGCCGGCAGGGAGAGCCACGGUGAUCAUCAAAGCCGGACGGGGCAACCGCGAGUCGCGCGUUCUUCACACGAGGACGAAGCGCAGCAAAGAGAACAUGGCGGCCUUGCUGGUGCAUUCCCAAUGGAAGAGACAGGUGGCGAGGAGAUUGAGAGUUCUCAUCAACUGGCAUUUCGUCGUUCCUCGCCUCUCCCCCUCCACCCCGCCCGAAGCGGUCCUACUCCGCCUGACGGUGGGUCGCCUGCCGCGCGGCGGCCCGGGAGCGGCGGCGUGCGCCCAGGCCAGCCAUCGCCUCGCUCGAGGUUUCAUUUGCCCCAGACUCUCUGUUGGGGGGAGCACGACGGGAGGCCGCUACGGGCGAGCCGGGCGCCUGAAGGUGGGCAAAGCGUCGCCUCUUCCACGGGGCCGGUGGCGGAACCCUACUCGCUCUGUGCGCGGCGUCAAGCCGUGUCUGGCGGUCUAGCGACCAGCAGGCACAACAGCGGGGUUCCCUACUCCGGGGGCGGAAGGCCGAGCGACGAAGAGAUGGCCCAGAGAUCUCCCCACAGUGCCGCUCUCCGCGCGCCCGAUUCACCGCCAGGAGGAGCUUGCGGCCUCGGUGCGCUGAGUUACACCGCACCAUACACUGGCGAAGCCGCGCAGCAGGAGGGGCGUUCUGCGCGCCGCCUCCACGGCAGCGAGGCCGCUGUCCUUCAGAGAACUGACGCACACCCCCAUCGGUACAGCAAUGUACUGUUUGCUCAGGACGGAAACGGAGGGGAGGCGCCCCGAGAGGGCGCCAGAGGCUGCCUCAUGGACGGAAAGGAAGGGGAGCAGGCGCCCGCAGCAGCCCCUGGGCGGCGCUACUGCCAAUGCCAUAGGAGUUCCGAGGAGGCGGUGCAGGCCGUGGAGUAUUUUGGAGGUACUCCACUCACUUCUACUUGUUCUUCUACUUUGUCCACGAGCUCGCCCAGCCCCGUCUCUCCGUCGGCGGGCGACGCAGAGGACGCUGCCAGAGAUGCCUCGAAGACUACGGAGGAAGUGGGGUCAAUGGACUCAGGCCCCCGAAGGAAUUUGCCGCAUUCUCUUGUCGCGCACGGCACGUCGCAGAAGCAGAACUCUAGCGGACGCAUGGAGCAGGCCAGCGCCUCCGAGCUUUCAUUGUCGCAACCAGGCGGGGGAGCAACUCAGCCGGCUGAUGGCAUCUCCUCCUUGUGUCGCGAUUCUUCUGCGGCAAUGCCGCAAGAAACUGUUGGGCAGCAGCGCAUAUCCCUCCUCGCGGCGGGCCGUAUGGCGCGGCAUUUGGAGCUUGUCAAUGAAGACACGUCUGCAUUGUUUGCGCACGUGGUCAUGCUGCUCCCUCCGAAAGUCCUCCUCGUCUGCGCCCCUCCAUUCUUCGACUUCUUAUUCGCUCUGAGGGAUAUCUGGUGCCGCGAUCUACUUCUUCUGCCGCCGAAAGGCCAACCACCUCUCAUGCUCAAUCAAGUGCAGCAUCAGCUCCAACAGGAACUGCAGAAGCAGCAAGCAUACCGAGAAACUGUUCUUCAGCCUGUAGUCUCCCAGAGACUCCGGCAACUCGUGGCGGUUGCGUUGCGCAGAUACUACAUGUACCGGAGGCACGAAAGAAUGAAAAAUGGACACGUCAGUGUCAAGGAGGGCGCCGAAGACUGCCUAACACUGGCGGCCGAAGGCUCCGGAUUUGUUGCAGAUCGCCAUAUUGUGUGA
This is a messenger RNA of Besnoitia besnoiti, 17997 nucleotides long. RefSeq lists its product as uncharacterized. Lineage: Eukaryota; Apicomplexa; Conoidasida; Eucoccidiorida; Sarcocystidae. The transcript has 3 exons. The coding region runs from base 1 to 17997 and encodes 5998 amino acids. The record is from RefSeq and is a predicted model, not a curated record.